UGUUGAGAACUGUAGCAAUAUAAUAAUCGAUUUCAAUCAAACUCCCGCCAAAAUGACUAAAAGCACCUGCCAUUGAAACCUCUAAUAGUUGUUUUCAUUUUCUUCUUUUUGUAUAUAAAAUAAGAAUCUUUAUAACUUUUAAUAGUUAUUAUUUGUAAUACUUUCUGACACUCUAAUUCUGUGAGAAACAUGAGUGAUGUACAAUCACCCUCAGCAAGCAGAAGUAAACGUCAAAAGAUUGAUAAAACUGGAAGGCUAUCAGCUUUAGAAAAAUUAAGACAAUUGAAGGGUAGUAAACAUAAAUAUGAGGUUGAUGAAUUGGAAAAUGUUUAUGAAGAAGUUGAUGAGAAAGAAUAUACUAAAACUGUAAUAGAAAGACAACAUGAUGAUUGGAUUAUUGAUGAUGGAAACAGUGGUUAUGUAGAGGAUGGUAGAGAAAUUUUUGAUGAUGAUUUAGAUGAUGAAAGCAUACAAGAAGCAAGAAAGCAUAAGGUCACAGGACCUAAAAAAGCUAAAAAGGAUAAUGAGAAGAAAAGGAAAGGAAAUAUUCAAAGUAUGAUAAUGAACAUGCCUUCUAAAAAGAAACAUGAUGUUGGACUGGAUCAUGAUAAUAUCUUAGGAGAUUUAAUGUCUGAAUUGAAAAAGAAUGAUACUCCAAAGAAACCAGAAUCAAGAACUGUCAAAAAUAAAUUCUGUGUUAACACUCAGUCAAAUAAAACAAAUACUUGUCCAGAACAAAAACUACAGUCAAUUUUGGAAUCUGAUAAAAUACAAUAUCAUAAUCAGACUGAUGAUGAUUUAAUAAUGUUUGAUAAACCAAGGAAGACAAAUGUAUUUAAACAAACAGAAUCAAUUUGUCAAAUACAAAGUACUUCAAAUCAAUCUAGCAGUCAGAUAAUUACAGAUGAUGAUGAAAUUAUUGAUAAUUUAAACACAACAGUAUCAGAUGUAAAUUCAAAAGAGAAUGCUAAAAAUACAAGUAGUAGUCAAGUAAUUGAAAGUGAAAGUGAAGAUCUUAGUCAAUUUAUUAGUGAUUUCAAUACAGAUUUUGAAAGUAAACAUGUUGAUCAUGUUGAGAAGUCAGUACCAUCUGUCAUUCAAAAAAACGAAAAAAAUAAAAUGCUUAAUCCACCAGAAUGUAAGAAAGACAUUGAAACAGAAAUGUUUGAUUCCGAAAGUUUUAGUAAGAUGUUAGAUAGUGACUUUGAAAUCCAAACUCCAAAUGUUGAAGUAUCUACAAAUACUACCGAAGUGCCUUUACCACUUGUAACUAAUGCAAAUAAAGAAGAAGUAUUUAGAUUCUAUUGGUGGGAUGCAUAUGAAGAUCCAUACAAACAGCCUGGAAUUGUGUACUUGUUUGGAAAAGUUUUUGUACCAUCUAUAAAAGAAUAUCGUUCUUGCUGUAUAACAGUAAAAAAUAUUCCGCGAAGAAUUUAUCUUCUUCCUAGAGCAUAUAUAAAAACUUCUUCAGAGGAAAAUAAUGAAGAACAAGCAAAUACGAUAGAAAAUGUAUAUAAAGAAUUUAAUCAAUUUGCAAAUAAAGUAGGAAUAAAAGAAUUUCGUUGCAGUAAAGUUUUAAAAAAUUAUGCUUUUGAGCAGGAAGGCACUCCAGCAAAGUCUGAGUACUUAGAAGUAAGAUAUUCUGCUCAUUAUCCAGUCAUGCCUUCUGAUUAUUCUGGAUUAUCGAUAGAACGUGUUUUUGGAACAACUGUAAAUGCUUUAGAAUUAUUUCUGAUAGAAAGAAAUAUAAAAGGUCCAUGUUGGUUAGAUAUUAAGUGUCCAUUGCCUACUGGUGUACAGACCAGCUGGUGCAACAUAAAGGUAAAUUGUAUGAAAAUGGAAAACAUAUCUGUUUUCUCUGAGUGUCAAACAUUACCACCGUUAGUAAUGAUGACUUUGAAUGUACGAACUUGUUUGAAUGCUAAAUCACAACAAAAUGAGGUAGUUAUGGUUGCUAUACUCAUACAUUAUAAAUAUCAUAUUGAUAAAGAACCACCGAAACCACCGUUUCAACAACAUAUUUGCCUAAUUACACAUCCGCGCGACAUUCCUUGGCCAAGACAAGCGCGAGAAAUACUGUCAAAUAUUUCAUAUACUAAAGUAAUGAAAUUUGAAACAGAAACAGAUUUACUUGAAGAAUUAUUAAAAAUAAUUAAUACAACAGAUUCGGACUGUUUAAUUGGAUAUGAUUGUGGCUUUCAAUUUGAUAUAUUAAUGCAUAGAAUGAUAACAUUAAAAGUUUCAAAUUGGAGUAGACUUGGAAGACUAAGACGUUCGGCACCUCCUUUUAUCAAGGGAAAGAUAAAUUUAAAUCAAGUAAUAGCUGGGCGUCCUACUUGUGACAUACAAGUUUCAGCUAAAGAAUUAAAUCUCAAAGUUAGAAGUUAUGAUUUGUCAUCUCUUUGUACUGCGGUGUUAAAAAAGAAAGAAAAUGAAUGUAAAGAAAUAAAACCAGGCGAAUGCGCGUCAUUUUACAAUACAACAAAUAAAAUAGACAAUUUAAUUAAGAUAACAUUAACAGAAGCAUUGUAUAUUCUGUCCAUUGUUUUCGAACUCAAUGUUCUUCCACUUGCAUUGCAAAUUACGUGUAUUGCUGGAAAUAUUAUAUCAAGAACGCUAACAGCAGGACGUGCCGAGAGGAAUGAAUAUUUAUUAUUACAUGCUUUUCAUUUAAAACAAUACAUAACACCUGAUAAACGAAUUACAAAAAAAAGAAAAGGUGAUGAAGAACAUACGGGUAGAAAAAAAGCCGCUUAUGCUGGUGGCUUAGUUCUUGAACCAAAAAAAGGAUUUUAUGAUAAACUUAUUUUAUUAAUGGAUUUUAACUCUUUGUAUCCCAGUAUAAUUCAGGAAUAUAAUUUAUGUUUUACCACUGUACCUGGAGCUGCAUAUGCUGAUAGUGCGGACUUAUCUAUACCUGAAUCAGGGUUGGAACCAGGUGUAAUUCCAACCGAAAUUCGUAAAUUAGUUGAAAGCAGAGGAGAGGUGAAGAAAUUAAUGAAAACGCCAAAUAUUUCACCCGAAUUAAAAAUGCAGUAUAAUAUUAGACAACUGGCUUUGAAACUUACAGCUAAUUCUAUGUACGGUUGCUUGGGUGCAACUCAUUGUAGAUUUUAUGCCAAAGGACUUGCUGCUUUAGUAACAGCAAAGGGACGAGAAAUUCUACAACAUACAAAAAGUCUAGUUGAAAAAUUGAAUUAUGAAGUCAUAUAUGGAGAUACCGAUUCCAUAAUGAUAAACACAAAUAUAUUAGAUUAUGAAGAAGUUGUUGUUGUUGGAAGAAAGAUUAAGCAAGAGGUCAACAAGUUGUAUAAACGGGUAGAGUUAGAUAUUGAUGGCGUUUUUCGAUAUUUAUUACUUCUACAAAAGAAAAAAUAUGCUGCGGUUACAAUCACAAAAUUGCCUAAUGGGCAAAUAGAAUUAUCCCAAGAACAUAAAGGUUUAGAUAUUGUACGAAGAGAUUGGUGUCAGUUAGCUUGUGAUGUUGGGAGAAAAAUUUUGGAUCAACUCCUUUCUGAUCAAUCAAAUGAAAAUCGAUUGGAACAAAUUUUCCACUUGUUACAAAAUGUUGCCAAAAAUGUUCGAGAAAAUCAAGUUUCAUUAUCAUCGUUAGUUAUAACAAAACAAUUAUCAAAAAAUCCACAUGAAUAUCCAGAUGCUAAACAAGCUCACGUACAAGUUGCUUUAAGAUUAAACAAAGAAGGAGGUAGGAUGUGGAAAGUUGGCGAUACUGUUCCGUAUAUUAUAUGUGACGAUGGAACAGAUAAGUCUGCAACUGAAAGAGCAUAUCAUAUUGAUGAAUAUAAGAAGAGUGAUACUUUAAAAAUAGAUGUCAAUUAUUAUUUGCUAAGUCAAGUUUUUCCUAUUGCUCUGCGAAUUUGUGAACCAAUCGAAGGAAUUGAUGAUGUUUUGCUAGCUGAAAAUUUGGGUUUGGAGAAAAUUUAUAAAUCUAAAAGAAUAAUACACGAAGAAGAAAACAAUGAUAUACCGUUAUUGGUAAAUGAUGAUAGAUUUAAGUAUUGUCUUCCUCUGAAAUUCAAUUGUACAAAUGAAAAAUGUCAAUCAGAAAUUAUAAUUAAGGAUGUUCUGACUGAAACGCCUACUGGUAAUCAGUUAUCACUUGCUUCGUGUUCAAAUCCGGACUGUAGAGUACAACCAUGGACAUAUGUUAAUGCUAUACAAAAUGCGAUGACACUCGCUGUACGAGAAGCAAUUUCUGAAUAUUAUGUGGGCUUGUUAGAGUGUGAAAAUCCAUUGUGUGGUGAACAGACACAAAUACUCCCGUUAGGUUUUUGUAAAAAAUAUCCGACUUGUAGAAAAUGUGCAGAUGCUGAUUUACAUAGGGUGUUUUCAGAAACAAAACUUUAUAAUCAAAUGUGCUUUUAUCUUCAUCUUUUUGAUGUAAGUCAGCCAAAGUACAAAAAUUUAUUGUCUCAGCGUCCACAGGGUAUGAGAGAAGCAUAUGAUUCUUUGAAGGAAGCAAUGGAAAAAAUACUUAGGCGAAAUGGAUUUUCUGUUGUAUGUUUGGAUACAAUAUUUUCAUGUACUAAUUCACAACAAAAAACACCAAGUUUACAUAAAAGUACUUUAGAUAUAUCAGAUGGAUCAGACGAUGAAAUGUGAAAAUAAUCUGUUAUAUUAUCCAACCUAUAUUUAUUAUAAAAAUAAAGGCUUCUUCUUUUAAACAUCUUA
Messenger RNA from Osmia bicornis bicornis, 4692 nucleotides. It is a transcript of the gene DNApol-alpha180, whose product is annotated as DNA polymerase alpha catalytic subunit. Lineage: Eukaryota; Metazoa; Arthropoda; Insecta; Hymenoptera; Megachilidae. Gene Ontology annotation, biological process: leading strand elongation; mitotic DNA replication initiation; DNA replication. The coding region runs from base 190 to 4623 and encodes 1477 amino acids. Gene Ontology annotation, cellular component: alpha DNA polymerase:primase complex. Gene Ontology annotation, molecular function: DNA replication origin binding; DNA-directed DNA polymerase activity; chromatin binding. The record is from RefSeq and is a predicted model, not a curated record. The transcript is spliced from 22 exons.